AUGAUCAAUCCGCGCGUAUUCGAAUCGCUGCGGGCUCGCGCCGAGCAGGAGACCAGUGCCCGGGCGGCGAUUGAUGGACUCGUGGAGGCACUGGAGCGCAGCGUGGCCUAUGCCCAAGGCGUGUUGUCGCGGGUUCACGCAACGCCGCGAGCUCGAUACGCCGACCUUUUGCUGCCGGCGGCCGAGGCGGCGGUGGCUGACGAGACGGCGAAGAUCCGGCAGCUGGCCGAGGUGGCAUCAGCGCACCCAUACUACAAAUUUAACAACCGCUGGACACGACACCUGCAGGACGCCAUCGCGACGGUGCUGUUGACGGCAUGGCUGGGCGGCAGUGUGGGUGGCAGCAGCGGUGGCAGCACAGAUCCUGGCGAGCUCGGCCGGCUGCUUACGCUGGAGGAAGUGGGCGAGGCGCUUGGUGUGCCGGUGGACGGGCCGGUCGAUGCGGCGGCAGCACAGACGGAUGUGGAUGUCGGCGCGGAGGACCGGUUCCACGUGGCGCUCGACGAGUACCUGUCAGCGCUGACGAUGCUGGCCGACGAGCUGGGCCGACUGGCGAUGAACGCGGUCACGCUUGGCGACGGGGCGCUGGCCGUGCGCAUCAGCCGGUUUGUCAAGGAGCUGCACGGCGGCUUCCAGCUGCUCAACCUGAAGAACGACUUUCUGCGGAAGCGCGUGGACGGGGUCAAGUACGCGGUGAAGCGCGUCGAGGGCGUCAUCUACGACCUGGCGCUGCGGAACCUGCUGCCAGCUGAGGUGGGAGCGGAAUCGGAGGACGGCGAGACCAAAACCGUAGCUGCUGCUACGGCUGCAGAGAAGGCUACGGACAGCAGGAUGGGCGAGGCUUAA
Molecule: messenger RNA, 846 nt
Organism: Grosmannia clavigera kw1407
Lineage: Eukaryota; Fungi; Ascomycota; Sordariomycetes; Ophiostomatales; Ophiostomataceae
Product: recombination hotspot-binding protein
Exons: 2
Coding region: 1-846 (281 amino acids)
Biological process (GO): RNA metabolic process
Cellular component (GO): cytoplasm; nucleus
Molecular function (GO): single-stranded DNA binding; RNA binding; sequence-specific DNA binding
Source: RefSeq, a predicted model, not a curated record